GUUAAGUGACAGGAGACAGAAGAGUCAGUGACUCUAGAAAAUUAAGCAGAGGCAGCUUUCACUAAUUGAGAACACCGCAUACAGACAGACUCUUAAUCUUAGAGAUCCUACUAUGAUGAUCCCUAGGAUCUCAUCUCUAAUUUUCCUGUCCUGGGUCCUGACAUCAGUGACUGCCUACCACACAGAGGUGAUUCCUCAAAAGAUACUGCGCUUAAUGCCAUCGCAUUUCACUGCGAUUAAUACUCCGGAACUGAGCACAGUCUGUACAGAAGAGUGUGUAUUAAGAGAAUCCCUCUCAGAUCCUCUUGACUCAAGUCAGCAACUGGAUUAUGAGACCACAUUUUCUAACGGUAGCCGCACAUUGACAACACUUUCAAUACAAGUAGAGAGCAGGGGUGCCCAGCGAACAGAAAAGAAAGGCAACCCGUUACGCACUCGGAGGCAAGUAUAUGGACCUGACGUUCGAUUCUCCAUCCGCAGCCGUAGAUUUUUGAGGGAGUUUCCAUUUGCUGCUGCUGUGCGUGUGUCUACAGGUUGCACUGGAGUUCUAAUAACUGAACGACACAUUUUGACAGCUGCUCACUGUGUUCAUGAUGGCCAAGACUAUGUAAAAGGAGCUCGUAAGUUACGUGUUGGAUUUUUGCUUCCUGGAGACCGACCGUUCUUACGCUGGGUGCGUGUGAAAAGUAUAACGGUGCCCCGCGGAUGGAUAGGUGCACCUGCUGAGCUUAGCAUGGAUUAUGAUUAUGCCUUACUUGAAGUUAGACGAACACAACCACAUCCUCACAUGAGCCUUGCAGCUUCACCUCCACUGCCGGACUUGGCAGGGGGGCGAGUGCACUUCUCAGGCUAUGAUAGCGAUCGCCCAGGAGAACUGGUUUACCGUUCAUGUCGAGUGGAGCAGCAGACAGCACAUCUGUUAUAUCAGCACUGUGAUGCACGUCCAGGAGCUAGUGGAUCCGGGGUAUAUGGACGAGUGUUGCACAAGGGUCAUUGGAGGAGGAAAGUGAUUGGUGUAUUUUCUGGACACCAGUGGGUAGAAGUGUCAGGAGAACCAAGAGACUAUAAUGUGGCAGUCAGACUGACACCACUAAAGUAUGCUCAGAUCUGCUAUUGGAUCCGAGACGCCAACUUUAGUUGUCCCAAUGAUUAAAACAAAAUAAUAAAGGUUAUGUACAUAGUGAUUGACAAACCUUGUGGACAGAGAAAUACACCACUACGCCUUUCAUCUCCUAGUUUAAAGUACUUGUAGUGGAUACAAUGAGAUAUAAAUCUGUAUCUGUCUCAAAGGAAUACGCUAAGAACACGCUAAAGCUCUUCGCACUAGUUAACCACUAAAGCUCUUUGUAGUAGUUAUGGUGUUAUAAGACUAUGGGUAGAAGAAGACCCAUUUUCUGGCCAAAGAUUUUGUUUGAGAAAAAAAAAAAAAAAAACUAAAAUGGGGCUUCCAUUAGUAUCUACAGCACAUCGACUCUUCAGACAUAUGUUUGUGAUUCUAUCCAGCCUGGAUGGCAAUGAUAGGCUGAGCUCUCAUGCCCAGAGGAUUCCUCAACACACUCUUGAUUUAGGAUUUAAUAAUUUGUCCUUGUGAAGCAUAAGCACAGACUAAAUGUUCAAACCAUGAAGAGCACAGCUCAGAAUGCAGGGGAAAUGGAUGACUUGGACAAUCUGAUUCGACUCUGGCCCAUUCAGCUCAAGAGAACUGACCCAG
Molecule: messenger RNA, 1711 nt
Organism: Pelobates fuscus (common spadefoot toad)
Lineage: Eukaryota; Metazoa; Chordata; Amphibia; Anura; Pelobatidae
Product: serine protease 23-like
Exons: 2
Coding region: 113-1153 (346 amino acids)
Biological process (GO): proteolysis
Molecular function (GO): serine-type endopeptidase activity
Source: RefSeq, a predicted model, not a curated record